UGGGUUUUUUUCAGGAAGUUGCUGUAUACAAAUCUACUUCAGCUUUUUGAUGAUCAGACAUGGCUGUCACACUGCAUACUGAUGUAGGAGAUAUUAAAAUCGAGCUAUUCUGUGAGCGUACACCAAAGACUUGCGAAAAUUUCCUGGCUCUUUGUGCUAGUAAUUACUACAAUGGAUGCGUAUUUCACCGGAAUAUAAAGGGCUUCAUGGUUCAGACAGGGGAUCCAUUAGGUACUGGGAAAGGUGGUAACAGCAUCUGGGGCAAGAAGUUUGAAGAUGAAUUCAGUGAAUACCUAAAGCACAGUGUUCGAGGGGUAGUUUCAAUGGCAAACAAUGGUCCAAAUACCAAUGGAUCGCAGUUCUUCAUCACUUAUGGCAAGCAACCACACCUAGACAUGAAGUACACUGUGUUUGGAAAAGUUAUUGAUGGCUUAGAGACCCUGGAUGAGCUGGAGAAGCUGCCUGUGAAUGAGAAAACCUACCGACCUCUUAAUGAUGUUCGCAUUAAAGAUAUUACAAUUCAUGCUAACCCUUUUGCUCUGUAGCCACGGAGUGCCUUGACACAUUCUACAGAGACCAGUCAUAUCAGCUGCUGGAUUGUGGGGUUUAAAGUGUUGCUAAAAAGGGUUUAUUGAGCUGGAUCAUACCUUUGCUUGUUGAAUGCAGGAUUUUUGGGAGUUGUGACAUUGGGAGUUGUCACAGAGGAGUCUUGUGGUUUAGAGGCCAUUUUUUCCAGAGUAUCUUCUAGGAUUUUGAUUUUUAAACACUGCUUUUUGUACUUGUAAAAUAAGAAAA
Molecule: messenger RNA, 795 nt
Organism: Chaetura pelagica (chimney swift)
Lineage: Eukaryota; Metazoa; Chordata; Aves; Apodiformes; Apodidae
Gene: PPIL3
Product: peptidylprolyl isomerase (cyclophilin)-like 3
Exons: 6
Coding region: 60-545 (161 amino acids)
Biological process (GO): protein folding; protein peptidyl-prolyl isomerization
Cellular component (GO): catalytic step 2 spliceosome
Molecular function (GO): peptidyl-prolyl cis-trans isomerase activity
Source: RefSeq, a predicted model, not a curated record